ACUACUCACGAUCAGUCAAUAGUCGAUCGCGGCGCGAACCGGUCACGCAGCAUUUUGAGGCUAUUUAACUGCCGUUCUCUUUUUGAAUUUAAUCAGUUCCUCUAAAAUGUAUCAAGAUGAAAUCUAAACUGCUUUUUAAAUCGAAAAUUGAAUUUUUCGCCUUGUUCUUCGAACCUAAUCAUCCUAAACGUUUUUUUAAGUACAGUUGACCACAAAGCCGGCUGUGCUGGGUUUGGAGCUUCAGUUCGGACAUUUAUAAAACGGUUAGAUACAGUUUCAGUACGUAAGUUUUAUAUUCAAAAAUGACUCGUUUAUCUGUUGAAAUAUGAUUACUUGUUUUUUAACAUUUUAAGUGUGUUUUGCUCUGUUGAACGUAUUUAAAAGUAAAAUUUUGUAAAACGUAAACGAAAUUAUUUGUCAUAAACGCUUUUUGAAAAUCGCCAAUUCUUAAAAUUAAGAAUCUAUGAAGAUGGAUAGGCCGAAGUACCCUCGGAUUCACUCUUAUGGCAGCAUGAGUUCAGCGAGAAGUGAUGACGACAUGACAGUUCACAGCCAAUUAUUCCCAUAUCCGAAAAAAAUGAUAGUUGAGAGGGAAAUCCUGUAUGAAGAAGAACAUCCACCAUUUCAACCAUUACUCGCUACUAGCAAAAUCUUCGGAAAAUCUAGAUUUACAUGUCUUUUGGUCAUGUAUAUAGUUUUUUAUAUCGCGUAUCUUCUAUCUGGUGCACUGGUAUUCUCGGCCCUGGAGACACCCUUGGAAAACCAGGUCUUACUGGACGUGAUUCGCGCGAAACAAGAAUUUACUACAAAAUAUCCCACUGUUAUUGUUGAUGAUUUGGAGACAUUGCUGGAUGAAGUGGUACGAGCUAGUAACCGUGGAGUGUCAGCUUCCCGAAACGUGACCGGUGGACCUAACUGGAGCUUUGGACAGUCGCUGUUUUUUUCUUCUACCGUGGUUACAACAAUCGGAUACGGCCAUGUAACACCUCUGUCGAAGCCAGGCAAGAUGUUUUGCAUGGUAUACGCCCUUAUCGGUAUACCGUUAACGUUGGUUUUACUGUCCGCGCUGGUGGAGCGUCUGCUGUUACCAGCGACAGCGCUGCUUAGGUGUCUCAACGCUGCUCUCGGACAUCUUUACCGUCCAUUUACAAUCAGAUUGGUGCAUCUUGCUAUUAUAGUAAUGAUCCUCGUAGUCUUCUUCCUAUUGAUACCGGCUGCGGUGUUCGACUCGCUCGAACCGGAUUGGGAUUACUUGGACUCAUUCUACUAUUGCUUCAUUUCGCUCACCACCAUCGGUCUUGGGGACUACAUUCCCGGGGAUUACCCGUACCAAGCCUACCGCCCUCUAUAUAAAGUUGCUGCUACUUUCUACCUAAUUGUUGGUCUGACCUUCCUAAUGUUAACGCUGACUGUAUUCUACGAUAUACCGCAAUUGAAUCUCAGCACUGUAUUUUCUUCAAUGAAACUCGACGAAGAUCCAGAGAAGAUGCGCUUGAGUGGUUCAGGUGUAAUGGGCCCUGGGUACGGUGUCGGGGGUUUGAUGAUGAGAGAUGACUAUCACCACCAUGACCAGAGGCGCUCUGUCGUCCACAUUAGACCUCAUUUGGAUGAUAGCCCAAGCCCUGAGGACACUACUCCUGUUCACGCAAGGGAUAUUCGAGUACAUUAAAAAACACGAUUCACUUUAAAAGAUGACUGGGUAAAAAAAAUGUCCCUAUAAUAAUAUUAACCGAUUAUGAUUACCACGUUUUAACAGAGUGAUACACACUUAUGACUUUAUUUCAACAACUAUUGAUGUCAUAUAACUGUAGUGUUAAAAUAUAAUUUAGCUGAAUUAGAUUUCUUUGUAAUGUCAGUGUGUAAUAAAUGUUUAACGAUAAAUUUGUAACGUAGUUCGAAAGUUAAAAAUAUGUGAUUGUUUGUUCUUUCAUAAAAUAUAAAUAUCAGUAGAUUUUUAAGUUUAUAUAGUUAGUUCAAAAUUAUUAAAAGCGCGAACAUUUUCUCCCUACAACUUUCUUAUGUUUAAUUGUAAUUAUAAUACUAUUAAAUUUAAAAAAAAAUAAAUAGAUUAUUGCUAUUUCGGCAGCCGUCCUUAAAUUUUUUGGAAACCUAUAAUUUUGUAUCGAACCCAUAAAAUUAUAAACUUUCUAAUAAUGAAAUCGAACUUAGUUCGUUAGUAAAAGACUGAGGAGGUUUUUAAAUUUUCUCACUUUUCUAUUUCGAAGUGGAUUUUCUAAAAAUUUUGUCGAAACGACGAAUUUCAUAGAAUGACAUAAAUACAGACUGAAAAACAAAUACUAAGUCUGUCCUGUAUACAGCUUAAAAGUAUUCCAAUCGGCGGCAUAUCGAACCCAUCAUUAGAAUAAAUUAUACAAAUAUUUUUAUAACCAUAAUUUCCAUCGUUAGAAAAAUAGUUCCAUCGUUUUCAGCCAAAGCAAGAUACAUUUCACAAAAAUAAAUUAUUUUAAUUAUGUAUUUUUGACGUAAGUAUUUACUCGUAACAAGGCAAAUAACAUGACGAGAACUUUUUAUUUAUCCAAUUUAAAAAUAUCUCAUUUAUUAAUACUUAUAAAAUAAUAGCUUAAAAUAUUUUAUAUAGUUUUGUUAACAAUCAUUUUAAGGAAUGAAUUAAAGACAAAAAUAUAAUUUGUUUUAAGAAUACAACAGUAAAUAAGUAGUAAUAACUAACAACUCGUUUUUGUAGAAAUUUUGUAAUACAAUCAAAUAUUAUCAUACGGUGGCUGUGACGAUAAAAGUAUAUUUAAUUAUAUUUCGUUUCUUUUUUCAUCUUUUUUUUUAAUUUAAAAUUCAUACGUUUAAUUGCAAUCGAUGAUAUUAUAAGCUUUUUCUGAAGGUAACAUUGAAAUUGUAAAUUUGUUAUAACACUGACCUCUAAUUGUAUAGUCUAAAACUAAAAUACUUGUAAAACAAUCACAUAUUCAUCCUAUCGAUUAAAUGACAUCAUUAUUUAGUGUAUUUGUAUAAUAUUAUUAAUUUAAAUAUAGAUACCUACACUAUGAUCUAGAAUAAUUGCGAGAUCAUGUAAAGCAAAACCGCGAAAUUGUCUGAAAAGCUACAACUAUACCUAUACAAAACGGACUACUACAAACUAACUAUCGAUUGCUGCUGCUCUUUAGUACUUACUAGAGUAUAUAAAUUUUGCAGCAGCUUGAUUGAUGAAAUGUUUCUGUAGCGUUACAUACUAUUUAUAUUUUGUAACGGUAACUUCAGCUUAAUUUGAAAGCGCAAAUGUACAUUUUCUCUCUUUUAUUCUUAAAUUGUGAUUAUAAUACAUCUUAUUGAAGAUUCACCUUAUGUCAGAUUAAGAAAUAUUAAAAUGAUUUCUGAAAUCGCGUGCUUGUUUAUUCUGAUGUAAUUGUUAUAGGAUUCUAAUUAUCACAUCAAAUGUUCGCGUUAGUAUCUAGCAAUAAUUUACAGGGAAUAACAACUUCAAAAUAUGCAUAUAAAAAUAUAUAAAUUUACACAAAUAACUAAAUAUGAAAUGAAGAUGUAUUUAUCUGAAUGUGUUGAAUUAUGUAGUUAAGUGACGCAAACUACUAUUUAUAUAUAAAAAAUGUUUUAAAUAUAGACAACAAAGAUACUAUUUAUAAUAUAGACUAGACACUAGUAUACAAAUAUAUGAUUAUAGUUAAAAUAUAGCGCCUUGAUUGGUACGUCGCAUAGUUUAAAACAUAAAUUGUAUUUGAUGCAAAAUCUUAAAUAAAUGAAAUGAAAAUAA
Molecule: messenger RNA, 3739 nt
Organism: Nymphalis io (European peacock)
Lineage: Eukaryota; Metazoa; Arthropoda; Insecta; Lepidoptera; Nymphalidae
Product: potassium channel subfamily K member 1-like
Exons: 5
Coding region: 464-1669 (401 amino acids)
Biological process (GO): stabilization of membrane potential; potassium ion transmembrane transport
Cellular component (GO): membrane
Molecular function (GO): potassium ion leak channel activity
Source: RefSeq, a predicted model, not a curated record